Acanthopagrus latus (yellowfin seabream) is the source of this 1786-nucleotide messenger RNA. RefSeq names its product olfactomedin-like. NCBI's taxonomy places the organism in Eukaryota, Metazoa, Chordata, Actinopteri, Spariformes, Sparidae. The coding region runs from base 81 to 1472 and encodes 463 amino acids. The transcript is spliced from 5 exons. Gene Ontology annotation, biological process: signal transduction. The record is from RefSeq and is a predicted model, not a curated record.
GGAGGGAAGGAGAAGUGGUGAUUCCAGCACAGGCAGCUCCUGUUCUCAUCAGUCCACUAUUCAUUUCUUCAGCUCUAAACAUGCUGAUGCUGCUCCUGCUGCUGCUGCUGCUGCCAUCACGUGAUGGCCAGGCUCAGCAUGCAUCAGGCCAGAAGAAGAAUGGCUCCUGUGUGUGCCCGGUGGAUGCCAGCUUGUGGUCAUUCCCUGUUGUGAAGUAUGAGGCUGUGAUGCAGCAGGUUGAGACCUGUGAAGGAUCUCUGAACACGCUGCAGGAGCAGGUGACUUUGUCCAGCCAGUUUCUCCCUCGGUUCCAGGCUGUACUUGAGAACCUGACGGCCCGGCUGGAGCCUCACCAGUACCUGCGCAACCGGGGGGUGUACACGGACCUGUCUGUGCACCUGCUGGGCCAGGAGCUCACCCAGCUGGAGGCAGAUGUUGGUGACGUCCACAGCCAGCUUAACAACACCCAAACCCGUAAACUCUCCAAAGAGGUGGAAAAACUGCGUACAGAUGUUGACAGAAUGCAAAUGUCAGACAAAAUAAACUUGAAGACUGUCAAAGAGAGACUGCGCCACCUGAAGAAUAACGCUGAGUCCUGCAAGUCAAUCCCAAAAGACUUCAGAAGCCAGAGCAGCCACUGCCUCAAGGGCCUGAUCACCAGCAUUAGUGAGCCUGUCACGACCAAGGUCAGUCCCCAUGACAAGAGCUACAUCUCUGGUUCAUGGGGCAAACAGGCCCAGAUGGACAGUGAGGAACAGAGGAACAGUUACUGGGUUCAACCUCUGCUCAGUGGUCACAAAUGGGGCAACUCUCUGCGUGUCUACCAAAGCUACAAUGACUUCAUGAAAUCUGCCAAGUACAAGGACUUUACCUUCGCUCCAUCUUACAGUCAUACCCACAGCAUUGAGGGUCCCAGUGCUGUUCUAUAUGGUGAAGCACUGUACUAUAACUGCUACAGCUCUGCAGACGUCUGCCGCUACGACCUGAAGAGCAACGCUGUUCAUCGGGUGACACUUCCAGGCAACGGCGUGGGUUACAACAACAAGUUCCCGUAUUGUUACUACACCUGCCGUGACAACAGUGAUGUGGACAUAGAGGCAGAUGAGACAGGACUAUGGGCCAUCUAUGCCACUGUUGGUAACCAUGGUAAUCUCGUCGUGAGCCGUUUAGUUUGGGACAGCGAGGCUCAGACCAUUAAUGUGACACAGACGUGGGAGACGAGGCAGUUCAAAAAGGCAGUGAGCAAUGCUUUCAUGGUGUGUGGUGUGAUGUAUACUACUCGUUACGUGGACGAGUACCAUGAGGAGGUGUUCUAUGCUUUUGACACGGCAACGGGCAAAGAGGACAACUCACUUGCACUGCCACUGGAGAAGGUAGCUAAAGGAGUGGCCAGUCUGAGCUAUAACCCAACUGACAAGCAGAUCUACAUGUACAAUGAUGGCUACUUACUGGCCUACCAGACCCACUUCUGAUCUCAAGUUGGUCUAAUGUUGUAAUUGACUUUUAAUAGCAAUUUCCAUGUUAGCCAUGAUCGCAGAACUGUUUUAACAAGAAGCCCACAUAAAUAGAUAAGUCCUGCUCACACUGUGUAAAACUAUAUAAACUAUCAUGAUAUGAUACAUGAUAUAUGCUUUUAUAUGAAUCAUCCAUGAUGUUAGCUAAUAUUAGCAGUCAGGAUCUACAUGUCUCUACAAUUCUUAAGACAAAUCAUAUACUGCUUACUGUAACAAAUGUUUGUUAUGUAGCACUGUUACACUGUAUGGAAUAAAAUUGAAUAAAUUACCUU